ACAAGGCCCGCCCUUUCCAGCACGCAGCUAUGUGAAUGUAAACGUGUGGGUUAUGUAUUGCUGCUUAGUUUAACAUGAUUACUAACAAUAGUUUGUCAGAUAUAAUCUCAAUGAAUAUAUUUUCAUCGACAUUAUUGUCAAUCUUAUAAAUAAAAUGUGAUGUAGUCUGAGCUGACAGUUUAAUAACACGGACGGGCUACUGAUGGUCGAUGGCGUCUCUUCUAGUGCGCAGGCUCGUGCCGCUUCAGACUCUGGUAAAGAACUGCAGAUGGAAGUUUAUCAAAUCUGACGAUGUCCUAAAACACCGCGCUGUCCAACAGCACAUUAAACGCGUGUUAGAUGAAUAUAAAUGUAUUUUAACUCGUUUAGAUCGGGAACAGGUGAGUGAGUCUGAGCGGAGACUUUUAAAUCAUAAACUGGUUGAAGUGUCGCAGGUAGUUAACGCGUUUGAGAGAACUGAACUAGCGAUGAGUGAGGAGACUGACCUACGAGCUCUCAUUCACAACACGAGAGCAGAAGAUCAUGAGAUGCUUUCACUGCUGCACGAGGAACAUGAAGACAUCAGCAGAAGAUUAGAUGAGCUGAAGAAAGAGCUGAUUCAGACUCUUAUUCACGCUGAUGAGCACGACAGUAGAAACAUCAUUCUGGAGGUGGCAGCAGGAAGAACCACUGGAGGAGACAUCUGUCAGCAGUUUACCAGAGAGAUGUUUGAUAUGUACCAGGGCUUUGCCAGCUACAAAAACUGGGACUUUGAGAUUUUAAAUUAUACUGCAGCAGAUUAUGGCGGUCUUCAUCACGCAGCUGUCAGGCUCUCGGGGGACAGUGUGUAUCGCUGGUUGAAGUUUGAGGGCGGCACACACAGAGUUCAGAGGAUUCCCGAAAUCGGUCUUUCUUCUCGCAUGCAGCGCAUUCACACGGGAACCGUGACCGUUAUAGUCCUGCAGCAGCCGGAUGAUGUUGACGUUCACAUAGAGCCAAAAGACCUGCGAAUAGACACGUUUAAAUCCAGAGGAGCAGGAGGUCAGAGCGUCAACACCACUGACAGCGCAGUGAGAAUCGUUCACCUGCCCACAGGGACUGUAGCAGAAUGUCAGCAGUAUCGCUCGCAGUUACAGAACCGUGACACGGCCAUGCGUGUCCUUCGAGCGCGUCUGUACCAGAACUGCGUGGGACAGCAGAGAGAACGGACACGCGCGUCACGAAAACAGCAGGUGGGCUCUCGAUCACAGUCAGAGAGAAUCCGCACGUAUAAUUUCAGUCAGGACCGCGUGACGGAUCACAGGAUUGGCUAUGUGACACGUGACAUCAAGGAGUUCAUGAGAGGAGGUGAAUGUCUGGAGGAGGUGAUCAGACUCCUGCAGGAGCACAAAGACAGAGAAGCUUUAUUUAAACUGCUGGAGAAGGACAGCAUUAACACUGAUCCAGAGUCAGAGAUUAAAACAUAGUGUGAAUGUGGAAGUCUUGUGAUGGGAUGAUUUGGGAUCAGAACUUCUUCCAGACUUCUUCUUCUCAGUGAAACGACUGUGAGUUUGUGAUAAAAGAGCGCUCCGAUAUAACAGCAGAAGGGUUAAAGAUAACUCUCACAGUCUCUCAUGUUUAAAGUCUUCUGUAUUAUUUGUCAACACAAAUGAACUCUUAACCUCUUUUUGCCUCAAUACAGUCCUAAUAACUGCUUAUUAAUACUUACUUAGUCAAGUAGCUGUUAGGUUUAAGUAUUGGUAGGAAUUGUGUAGGAUUAAGGAUGUAGAAUAAGGUUUUGCAGAAUCCUUAUCAUUAUUAAGUACUAAUAAACAGACAAUAUUAAUGCUAAAAACCAACUAGUAAAUAGUGAGAAACUACACUAGAGUGCUAUCAUUAUUAACUCACCAACGUAUUUAAAGUGAGAAGGAUACAUAAAAAACAUGCAUUUUAACCUUAGACUUUAAAGGGUGCUUUCCCAGACAGGGAUUAUCUUAAAACAGGACUAGACCUUAGUUUAAUUAGGAAAUAUAACUAGUUUUAACAAACAUGCCUUACUAUUUUGAGGCAAAACAAAGCACACAGAUAUGUCAGUGCAAGUUGUUGUCAGUUUGGACCGCUCUUAUAUUUAGUCUAGGACUAGUCUAAUCCCUGUCUGGGAAACCACCCCUAUAUGUUGUGUUAUAUAUCAUUGAUCUACAGUCCAUACACAGGAUUUACUUCAAUUACAUCUGAAGUUACUGUCAUUAACUUACUGGAAAAUGAAGAGUUAAAAGGUAAUUACUUGGUAACUAGUUCCACCCAACACUGUGCUCAGUCCAGGUGAUUUUCUGAUGAUCAAACGAGCAGCUCUUGAUUGUUGUUGUUGGGCGUGGAGAGCGAAAGCGAAUAUCAACUUCAGCACAAACACACAUUUUCCUAUCAGACACAAACAUUCUAGAAAAGAUCAUUUCUGGCACAGGUUAUUUAUGUUAAUAUCUGUACCAUAUGUUCAUUUGGCACCUGAAGUAUUUUCUAACCGCUCAGUUAGAAAGAAUUAAGAAACGAUUUGUCCCUGUUG
Molecule: messenger RNA, 2518 nt
Organism: Paramisgurnus dabryanus
Lineage: Eukaryota; Metazoa; Chordata; Actinopteri; Cypriniformes; Cobitidae
Source: RefSeq, a predicted model, not a curated record